AUUAAUUUGCUGUUUAUUUCUGACAGCUGCUAGAAUUAUUACAUCUACAUCAUUACCUACUUAUUGACUGACAGGAUGUACUGGCUGAACUCACAUCGACAGAAUAACACAUUUGUGAGCUAAUGCUGUUGCUGAUGGAAUAUUGAUCAUUAUAAACACCAAACAUUAUCAUACUAGGCCUAGGCCAGUACUUUCUAUAUAAAUAAACUGUGUUAGUUCCAUAAAUAGAAAUACACUCAACAUAGUUUCUUCCCAGAUCAGAAAUUGAAAGGCACCUGUUUUGGUCGCAUGCUGAGAAUCGUAUUGUACACACAUCAUCAGACUUUACACAGUGAAGCUUGUUUUUCACAUUAUGCCACUUUACAAAUAAGAAACCAUACAAAAUAUGAAAAUAUUCAGGAGCAAAUGAAAAAAAAUUGACAUAGCAUAUAUGAGCAAAUAAGCAAAGCACAUAAGGGACAUGGGCUGGAUGUCGUCCUAGUUAAUAAAAAAGCUCACAUGCAUCAGUAUCAACUUUCAGUAUGCUUGUUUCCUUUCUGAUCAGGAUAUAUGUUGAAUUUUAAAGAAAUUUUCUUGUUGUUGCAGUUCACCUUUAUGUUUCCGCUCUCUGUCCUCGGUUAGUUCAAGAAAAUAAUCAUGUUUGAAUAAGAGUGAGCAUAUUCAUGGAAAUGGGUCACGUCACACACUUACCUUAUCAUGUCCAGAUAAGCUUGCAUGUUGCCUUAGAGAGCUGUGUGAAAAGGGCAUCUGCUGUUAUGGUCAGUCAACCAUUUUUUUUUUUUUUUUUUUUGUAAUGUCAGUGAAACAAAAGUGUGUGCUAGACACACUGAUAAAUAAAUAAAUAAACUGACUUGCUCAGAACAUGGCCAUAUGCAGAUUUAACCACAACAUGACAGAAAUCAGGCAUUUUUUUAAUUAUUUUGUUAAUUUUUUUAUUUGUUAACUCCAUAUAUAUAGUUUAGUCAUGAAACACUUCUGAGCAGCUGAUUGGUUAACUUAAAGCCGAUUGUUUUGGCCAAUCGCUAUGUUUGUUCUAUUUACAUAACCUAUUUAUUUCUGUCCCGAACCGGACCAACUCAUUGCAGAGCGCCAUGGGAUUUUUCCUAGCCCUCCACCUUCCCCAGCACCACCUGCCUAGAUCUGCUAGUUGGUUCUCCCUGCUUUCCUUGCAGCAGCUUGAAUUCUAUUCACCGUAUUCGUGUGCAUUUUUCAGAUGUAUCCUCACUCAUGUAGCAGCGUAGCAGAUCUAGACUAAGCCUAAGUACACUGUAUAUAUAUAUAUAUAUGUGUGUGUGUGUGUGUGUGUGUGUGUGUGCACAUGCAAAAAUAAAAUUAUUUUCUAAUUUUAAUAUUAUAAUUGCAAAUAUAAUUAAAAAUAGACCUUGCCAAUGACCUUGUGAAAAGCAACAACAACACAGGCAGCAAAUGUUUUCUGUGGGAGUAAGAGAUUCAUCAGUCUGAUUACCAUUUUGAGUACACAGACUGUGACGUUUUGGGCUCUCGAUGGAGAGUGGCAAUACCCAACAAGCCAGAGACAUGCACUGGUCUACCUGAUCCAGUCAAAGGCACCCAAUGCACAUUCACCUGUAAUGAAGGCGAAUUUCUGGACAUGAGGACUCAAGAGUGUCAGAAAUGCGUCGCAGGGACCUAUUCUCUUGGGACGGGUGUUGCCUUCGAUGAGUGGGACAGUUUGCCCACUGGCUUUAUCAGCCAUGGCAUCAAUAUGAAUUUUGGAGACACUUACACAAAUUGCUCCAACUCAACAUGGAUCCCAAAAGGUGACUAUGUUGCCUCUAACACAGAUGAAUGUACUUCAACUCUUUCCUAUGCUGUGAGUUUAAAGAAGCCUGGAUCUGUGUCCUUCCAGUACUUCUAUCCAGACAGCCACAUGUUUUUUGAGUUUUAUGUUCAGAAUGACCAGUGUCAGUCUACAGACACUCAACGUCGCUGGAUGAGGAUAUCCGAAAGUGACUGGGAUAAUCAUUAUGUACAGCUGAGCAGUGGUAACAAUGUCUUGUACUGGAGAACAACAGGUUUCACUUUGGCUGCCAACACUGCUAAACCGGUUCUACUGAAGAACAUUGCCAUUUCAGGAGUCUCGUAUACAUCUGAGUGUUUUCACUGUAAGCCUGGCACCUAUAGUGAUAAACCAGGGGCUGCACGCUGUAUCCCAUGCGCUGCUAAUUCAUACUCUAAUAAGGGAGCCACUGCGUGUCAACCCUGUGAGGCAGACAAAUAUUCAGGGAUUGGUUCUGGAGCCUGUCUACAGCGACCGCCCUGCAAGGCGACUGAUUACUUCUAUACUCACAUACCAUGUGACUCCAAUGGUCAGACGCAGCUGAUGUACAAGUGGAUCGAGCCCAAGAUCUGCAGUGAGAGUGUGGAGGAGGCAGUGCAGCUCCCGGCCUCAGGGGAGAUGGUGGCCUGUCCUCCAUGCAAUCCAGGAUUCUUCCCCAACAACACCUCCAACUGUGAACCCUGCCCACAUGGCUUCUAUUCAAAUGGGACAGAAUGUUUUGAGUGUCCUGCUGGAACGGAACCAGUCGUGGGCUUUGAGUAUAAAUGGUGGAACAAGAUGCCCAGCAACAUGAAGAGUUCAGUCUUCAGCUCAGAAUACAGCAGUACUGAGAGGAGCACAGGCUGGGAGGUUGCGGGUGAGUACAUCUACACCACACCAAGCGAUCAGGACUCUGAUUACAUGCUGCUGACACUCACAGUUCCUGGAUACAGCCUGCCUCAUUCCCUGAGUGAAGACAAUGAGAGAGUCACGCUUUCCAGUAUAACAUUUGUGUUCGAAACUAAGUGUACAGCUGAUUGUAAACUGUAUUUCAUGGCAGGGCAGAAUGAAAGGAAUAAUAUGAUUGUGGAGAGUUGGUCAGGCACUAUAGGAAAGCAGUCCUACUCUUAUCUUAUUAAAAGCAACAACACUGUUAGCUUUACCUGGGGUUUUCAGCGCACUGGGGUCUUUAGCAUGAAAAAUGAAUACAGCUCUGACCUUGCUAAGAUCUACUCUGUUCACCUCACUAAUGUGAUUGGGGGUGUGGCCUCAGAAUGUCGACAGUGUGCUCUGGCUGAAACUGACUCGUGCGUGCCCUGCCCUCCAGGACACUACAUGUUGAACGGCACUGGAGUGUGUAAAAGCUGUCCCUCAAAUACCAUCAUCAGGCCUGAGCAGCCAGUAGGAGAGGAAGCCUGCAUACCUUGUGGACCCAAUACUUACAGUAAUGAAGGCCGUUCUGCAUGCAUGAGUGACUGUACACUAGCACUGCAUCAUAAAGAAGAGACCUUGCAUUAUAAUUUCUCUCCACUGGCAAAUGUCACAGGCUUCCAGAGCAGCCCACGCUUCACCAGUAAAGGGCUGCAAUAUGUCCACCAUUUCAGUGUGGCACUGUGUGGAACAGAAAACAGGGCUCUUGCAUCCUGUGUUGAAAAUGUGACUGAAAGCAAGAGGGAUGUAAAAGGCUACAUCUGUCAGUCCACUGUGGUGCCUUCUGAGAUCAGGGGUCAGAGCGUUGUGUCCUCUCAGCCCUUUACUAUUGGAGACACUUUAAUUGGAGUGACCACUAAAUCCAAAUUUGAUGACAUCUCGUCAUUGGACGGCAACUUUCCUGUUGAAUCAGAGCUGCCGGAUGUCAUAUUCUACUACAGGUCUAGAGAAACUACACAAGCAUGUAAAAAUGGAAGAUCAACCUCCAUUAGGCUCCGAUGUGAUCCCACUGUAACAGGGAAAGACCAUAUUUCCCUACCAAGUAACUGCUCAGAGGGCACCUGUGACGGUUGCUCCUUCCAUUUCCUGUGGCGCUCACAGCAUGCCUGUCCUCUCUGCUCUGAGAGAAACUAUAAGGAGAUUGUGAGUGCUUGUAUCCAAGGAAUUCAGAGGACUACCUAUGUGUGGCAGCAACCUCUGAGGUGCACUGGCGGGGUGUCGCUGCCAUCUCAGCAGAUUAGUGCCUGUGUGACACUGGACUUCUGGCUGAAGUUUGGUGUCUCCAUUGGAACUGUGGCUGCCGUAUUGCUCAUUACAAUUAGCUGCUACUUCUGGAAAAGGACACGCAAGCUGCAGUAUAAGUACUCCAAGCUAAUGAUGACUGCAGGAGAUAAGGAGUGUGAACUUCCAGCUGCUGAUAGCUGUGCCAUCAUGGAGGGAGAAGAUGCAGAGGAUGACCUCAUCUACCUCUCCAAAAAAUCUUUCUUCACCAAGAUCAAGUCAUUUUCCAGAGAGAGAACAUCAGAUGGCUUUGAUUCUGUUCCUCUUAAAUCAUCAGCUGCACAGGAGAUGGAGAUGAGCUAGAACUUCUCUGACGCAGGGAGAGCCAGCGGGAAAUGUUUGGCCUAUCUUGUGACAUCCUUGACACUAUAGUUGACAUUAUAACAUCAAUACUGCUUUUCCCAAAGAGACUGAGGGAAGCAAAUGACUCAAAAACAAGUCUGCCUUAUUCAAGAGCGCCCUUAUAAACAUGUUUGUUUCCACUGGGUCUGUAGAUUCAGCAAAUCCAAUCUACAUGCAGACCAAAGGCAAAACUGGCAUGAGAAGUUGAUUUUAAAAUACUUUUGAAAACUUUUUUUUUUUUAAAUGUGAGCUUUUUUUUUUUUUGUCAAGUUUUUUCAUUGUCAAGUUUUGAUAAUUGUAUAGGCCUAUAUAGGCCUACACAAAUUUUAUACCAAACACAGAUGCUUUUGAAAGAUGAUAAUGGAAAAUGCAUGUUGCCUUUGUUUUACAUGCCAUUCUGUUACAAAUAUCAAAUAUGAUCUUUUUCUUUCUGGGUCAGUGAUGUUGUUUUCAUGAAUCUGAGAGCUACACCUGCCUUAAAGGGUUAGUUCACCCAAAAAUGAAAAUUAUGUCAUUUAUUACUCACCCUCACGUUGUUCUACACCCGUAAGACCUUCGUUCAUCUUCGGAACACAAAUUAAGAUAUUUUUGAUGAAAUCCGAUGGCUCAGUGAGGUCUCUAUUGCCAGAAAUGUCACUGAAUUUCUCAAGAUCCAGAAAGGUACUCAAAACAUAUGUAAAACAGUUCAUGUGAGUACAGUGGUUCUACCUUAAUAUUAUAAAGCGACGAGAAUACUUUUUGUGCGCCAAAAAAACAAAAUAACGACUUUUCAACAAUAUCUAGCGAUGGCCGAUUUCAAAACACUGCUUUGAAGCUUUAUAUGUUUUUAUUUUUUGUUUUUUUUUGUAUCAAAUAAGUUGUUCGGAGCGCCAAAGUCACGUGAUUUCAGCAGUUUGGCAGUUAUAUACAUGACCCGAAUCACUGAUUCAAAACAAAAGAUUUGUAAAGCUUUGAAGCAGUGUUUUGAAAUCGGCCAUCACUAGAUACUGUUUAAAAGUCGUUAUUUUGUUUUUUUGGCACACAAAAAGUAUUCUCGUCGCUCCUACAGCUACUGUAGUAAGUACACCCUUAUCAGAAUGUGCUACCACGUUAUUUAAUGAGGUCAAAUUAAUAAUUAAUGUGGCAAUUAAUGACUACAGCAAGUCAGGACCUCGGUUUAAAGGAUGGUUCGUCUUACAGUCUUGUGCCCACAUCACGGCCUGGCUCGAACCCUCUUAGCUUUGGUAGAGACCCAGGCUUUGGGCAUGGGACGUUAUGGAGGGGCAGGUCCAAUGGAGGGGCAGUGCAUCACGAGUGGCUCAAAAUGUCCCUCAGAAUGAGCUACCACCUGUUUUGCAAUACAGUAUAUUCACACUAUUGCAAAGCUCCCCCACAUAUUCUGCUAUUCUAACUGCCUGAUUUCUGCCAUUGGUGUAACUAGCAGUGUGUGCUAAUAGACAAGAAGUGUACGCUUUUACACCAUCUUGCUGAUAACAUUUCUUUGGUCAUUUGGUAUUUGGUCAUUUGGCAAUUCUUUGGUCAUUAGUGAAUACACCCUGUAAGAGUGUGUUAUUUGUUUUUUUAUGCCAUCAUAAAAAAGCAUUGUUUUUUAUAUAGAUGUGACUUUGUAAUUGGGAAAUCAAAAUAGCCUAAAAUAAUUAAUCUGUGCUUUUUUUUGUUGUUGUUUUUUUUUUUGUUUUUGUUAAAUAAAAGUGUUUUCUAUCAAA
This is a messenger RNA of Ctenopharyngodon idella (grass carp), 6036 nucleotides long. It is a transcript of the gene elapor1, whose product is annotated as endosome-lysosome associated apoptosis and autophagy regulator 1. The transcript has 22 exons. Gene Ontology annotation, cellular component: trans-Golgi network; extracellular exosome; late endosome. Lineage: Eukaryota; Metazoa; Chordata; Actinopteri; Cypriniformes; Xenocyprididae. The record is from RefSeq and is a predicted model, not a curated record. The coding region runs from base 1610 to 4291 and encodes 893 amino acids. Gene Ontology annotation, biological process: positive regulation of vacuole organization; autophagosome assembly.